AUGGAGCCGGCCAAUGGCCUCGAAAAGCCGUUUAUGCAGCCUUUGCACACGAUGCAGCCUCAAGCGACCGCACCUAUGCUCAUCCCAGGCUCAGGCAACAGGAACGUGAAGAACUUGCCAUAUGACGCUCAAGGGAAGAGAGGUUGGAGCUUUGGUCUUUUUAGCUGUUUCGGGGAUGGCAUGAAGGCUUGCUGCUUCGCGUGGUGGUGCCCAUGUCUGGCCCACGCCCAGAAUAGACGCCGGUUGGACCACCUCAACGCUACUGGCCUGCCAGACCCCCACCGGGACGACCUCAUGGCGGAAGAUAGCCUGUUGGACGUCCUCGUUGAGACCAUGUUCGCUAUGGGUUGGGUUCUCCAGAUUGUCACCCGGCACAACGUCCGUGAGCGGUACAACAUCCGCGGGAGCGCCUUCUCGGACUGUUUCACCCCCUUCUGCUGCUUGCCGUGCGAUCUUGUGAUGAACAGCCGGGAGUUGAGGUUGGAGGAGGACACUUUCUUGAUCUAUCAGCCAGAGCGAAGUCAACAGAAUCAGGAGAGUCGGCAAGGAGAACAACCGCAGGGGCGCAGCAAGCCUGAUUCUGCCUGA
Messenger RNA from Cyclocybe aegerita, 588 nucleotides. The record is from the annotation of a GenBank genome assembly. NCBI's taxonomy places the organism in Eukaryota, Fungi, Basidiomycota, Agaricomycetes, Agaricales, Hemipholiotaceae.